Heterocephalus glaber (naked mole-rat) is the source of this 1888-nucleotide messenger RNA. The record is from RefSeq and is a predicted model, not a curated record. Lineage: Eukaryota; Metazoa; Chordata; Mammalia; Rodentia; Bathyergidae.
AUGGCCAGUGAAGGAGGAGCCUCGCACGCAGAACAGGUCCGUGAGCGGCGAGCUCCGCUGCCGCUGCCGUUGUCACCAUUCCGGCCUCGCUGCCGCCCGCCGCCCGCCGCCCUCGCCCGCUCCUCUGCGCCCUCGCGCCCCGCCGCCGCAGCCCUGGCGCUCCCCGCCGGCCCCGCCGAGGCCGCCUGCGCUCUGUGCCAGCGCGCGCCCCGGGAGCCCGUCUGCGCCGACUGCGGCCACCGAUUCUGCCGGGCGUGCGUGGUGCGCUUCUGGGCGGAGGAGGACGGGCCCUUCCCGUGCCCCGAGUGCACCGAUGACUGCUGGCAGCGCGCCGUAGAGCCGGGCCGCCCCCCGCUCAGCCGCCGCCUGCUGGCUCUGCAGGAAGCGGCCGCGGGGCCGGCGCGCGACGGCCCUGCUAGCGAGGCCGCGCUGCAGCUGCUGUGUCGCGCCGACGGCGACCCGCUGUGUGCCGCGUGUCGCAUGGCCGCAGGCCCCGCGCCUCCUGAGUGGGAGCCGCGCUGGAGGAAGGCCCUGCGCGGCAAGGAGAACAAGGGAUCUGUGGAAAUCAUGAAAAAGGACUUGAAUGAUGCCCGGGACCUGCAUGGCCAGGCAGAGUCUGCAGCUGCUGUGUGGAAGGGACAUGUGAUGGACCGCAGGAAGAAGGCCCUGACUGACUACAGGAAACUGCGGGCCUUCUUCGAGGAGGAGGAGGAACACUUCCUGCAAGAGGCUGGGAAGGAGGAAAGCACCCCAGAGGAUGAGCUGGCUGACCCGGCCGAGCGGUUCCAGUCUCUGCUGCAGGCUGUGUUGGAGCUGGAGAAGAAACACCGCAGCCUGGGCCUGAGCAUGCUGCUGCAGUGAAGGCACUGACCUAGCUGGGUCUCCCUGUUCCCGAGGGCAGAAGGGACCACCCCGCAUAGCUGGCCCGCAGCAGCCCCCCCACCCCCUCUGGAUCCCUUCUGCCACCAUCACCUGCCACCCUGGAUGGAGCAGCUGAAGCAGCACUAUCGCCCGAAGGUCUGGGUCUCAGCCAGGCAUUAUUUUCCUCUUCUCGAGCUGUGUGUUCAGGCUCCACCACUGCCUCACGAAGUCUAGUCUUGAGCCCUCCCGUGAAUCUCCUGUUCCUCGCCUGCCCACACAGCCUGGCACCUGGUGUUCUGGGCCAUCUUUGUGGUGCCCAGCACGGGCUGAUCACAGGCUGUUCUUCCCCAGGUGAGGGCACACGACGCACGGCUGGAUUUGGGACUGGUGCCAGGGGAGGGUCACAGUGGAUGUGACCCAGCUCUUGUAGGGAGGGGAGGAAGGAAUGGCAUGCUCUUGGCCUUUCUGAGGGUCCUCCCUCGGGUCCGGCUGUGAUUUAUGCUCAGCACCCUAGCCCUGGUCUCCCCUUGGACUGUCUCUCUUUCUCCUUAGCUUGGGCCCCUUGGCUACUGUCAGUGACCCCAGAACAUUCCCACUCUUUCCUCCCCUCCUCCCGUGGAAGGGACCCUUUUCCCAGGGAGGGGCAGGAGGCAGCUCCCCCAGACAUCUCCAGGCCUACCCUGGGGUAUCACCCUGCUGUGUCCUUGGCUGCUUGUUUCCGGUUCUCUCCAGUAGAUGGGGUUCACCACAUGCGUGAUGUGGCCAUUGCAACACUGCCUGCAGUGUUGCUAUGUGUAGAUUAGUCCAGACUGGAAUGGACAGAGUCACCAGGUCUGGGACACAGAUGCAAAUUCGAGUUUCGAUUCACUGCAGCAUGCGAUUCAGGGCUUGACAGGGGUGCAGAUGGGGCUGUUUUGAGGGACAGUUCCCAUCCUGAGGAAUCCCUGGGCUUGGAUGUAGCGGCUGUAUCUGACCUAGUUCUGUGGGCUGGGCUCUCAGAGCCGAAUAAAGUGGGUUUGGUCCAGCC